This is a messenger RNA of Penaeus indicus, 3693 nucleotides long. RefSeq lists its product as uncharacterized. Lineage: Eukaryota; Metazoa; Arthropoda; Malacostraca; Decapoda; Penaeidae. The transcript has 9 exons. Bases 73 to 2529 code for a protein of 818 amino acids. The record is from RefSeq and is a predicted model, not a curated record.
ACCAAGCAUUGCCCGGAAAAAGAUGGUCACUGCAUCCCCGUUGCGUUUUCGAGACCUCAUUAGCCGGAAGUGAUGGGAGAUAAUGUGUCGGAGACUUCGAGUAACUGGCCGAGAGAUGAGCUCGUGUUUGUAGAUGAGCUAAGGCGUCAUGGCGAACCGCGAACCAAAGAUGAUUCUCAAGGGCAAGAAGUGGACGACACCGUUUCGGCUGCUGUUUCCCUCGUGGUGGGCGGUGCUCGGCAAGGAGUGGUUGCCCUCUGCGCAAGUGUGGCCCACAUCAUGAGAGAGAGGAAGAGGUUACAGCAACGUGUGGCAGAGUUAGAAGAGCAAGUAACCUCCUUGAAGAAUUCAAGCAGUGCCACCAUCUCUGUCACAGACUGCAGUACUUCCCAAAGCCAAACCACAGACUCCCGGAGCCUCCACGAGUCGCCAUUAUCUCAGAGAUGUGGCUCAGCUCCCCCUGCUUUCAUCACUAGUGCUCUGAAAUAUGCCAAAAAUGAUAAUCAGAAUAUUGAAGGAGGUUGUCCUGUUGACUCCUCAAGAUGCACAGGAGAAGAGAGCAAACUUGGCAGCAUUCACCAAAGAGGAACCGUUGAAAGUAGGACAUCCAGUGUCAGUAUGCCCGAAACCAACUCUAACUUUAUACGCAAGAGUCAUUUUGAAACCUCAGACAGGAAAGAGGCCUUCCACAGAGGUCAGAGCUAUGCUUCAACACGCAGUCUCAAUAUUGGCGGUCACCUGUCAUCUGGAAAUUUUGUCAGAAGAAAAUACAGUACUAUCAGUUUGAGGAGAGUAAGAAGAAGAAGUACAGCAAGUAAGAAGGCAGCAGAUACAGCCUGGAGUUCUACCAGCAUUAAUGGCAGUGGUAGUAAUUUGGAUCAGCAGAGCAAUGGAAAGUCCUGCAUUGUCACAGUGGCUGAGGUCCAUACAGAACCUCCCAUUCAGCAGUCUAAUAAUUCCGAGAGUGAUGCUGUGAAGCUGUUGGCAAGGACAUUGACUAAUGUUCUUCAGGAACAAGAGAACAUGUAUCCAGAAAAUCAGAAUGAAACUUUUGUGGCAACUACACCUGUAGCUGAUCCAAAUACUUCUCAGAGUCAAGAUUUUGGGGAAUUGUGUGCUCCUCACCCACUCACUGGCUGUGAAUGCUUAAUCUGUUUGCACCUCUCCAGUGACCCUGACUGUCACCUGUAUGCUCUCACAACUGAGGAAGGAGCAUUACUGCCUCCAGGGAGUCGUGUGCUGGUGCGCGGGGAUCACGUGGGCACUGUGUUGUAUCUUGGUCAUGACAAGUACCCCACAAAACAGAUGGAAAAUUACUUUUGGCCUUCACAAGAGCCAGCUGAGAAUAGUAAUCACCAAGCUAUAUCAGAAGAAAGAAUGGAAACUGGCAUAAAUAUUGCAGAAGAUGAAGUUCCUCCAUGUGUGCCUGUCAGACCAGUGGGUGUAACCAUCAGACUUUGGCCACCAGAUGCUGGGCAAAUGUUUGUACCUCUUAGUGCCGUUAUCUGUCAGUUGGAUGAUGACCAAGAUGCUGUUCUGAGUGAAUUGCACAAUCAAGAAUAUGAGUACAUGGAUGAAGACAGUGAAGACUCUACCCCGUCGAGGACAAGUAUAACUUAUGAAUAUCCCACAGAGUUCCCAUCACUGCCAAGUCCUUCAGUUCAUGCAAGUGCAGAAGAAAACAGACCUCCAUUACCUUCAUUCCGAGGUUCUAGCAAGUCUAAAGAUUCAUGUGAAACACCAGUACGUAAAGCAUCAUUGGAGGGCUACUUCAUACGCUCUCCGAGCAUCUCGUCAUACAACUCUGAUUCUACUCGGAGCUUAGGAGAUCUGUCUGUUUAUGGCCUGGAGUACCAGGAGGAUGGAGUUGGUUUUGAGGAAGGUGUUAGUCUUGAGGAUUCCACCCAGAAAAGUUUUCUAAGGCAGAGGAAUUCACGCUCUUCAAUCGUUCUGUCACAGCCGCCAUGUGAUCAAGGAGUAGGAAGCCAGGAAAAUUCUAGUUCUGGUACUUCAUCCUUGAACGCCACAUUUAUAUACAGGUCCGUAGAUGAAGAAGGUUCUUGUAGUCCCAAGGAUUCAGGGGAAUGUGCCUCUCUGUAUGACACUGCCGACUCAGCAAUUAGCCUGACAUUCAUGAAGAGAUACAAAGAAUCACUGGGUAGUACAGAGCCCUCAAGCAUGUCAGACACAGACAGAGACUCUCCUCACUUUGGAGACACUUGGGACUCUGGAUGUUCGAUGGGAAGAGGGAGAUGCAAAAGCGAUUCUUCCGGCCACUUUUCCGACGUGGAUUCAGAGAGCAGUCGGUUUGGAUCGCCCUGGGUGAAGAACCUACGAGAUGCUCUGGACUCUGUGUGGGCAAGGCAGCAGAAUUCUAAUUAUAAUAGAAAUUACGAUUCUAGAAAUAAAACGGAACCUUCAAGAAGAAAGGGGAAGAAGGCCUGUGGAAAUCACUUGGACUUUUUCAAGAACAACAGGAUAACCAAGAUUUACAUUGAUCAUAGCACAACAGAACAUUCCCAGGUCUAGGAAUCAGGACCAUAGGAGACCCUUCUGCUGCAGUUAUUUUUUAGUCAUUGAAAUCUAUAGGUGUUUAAAAGUAUAUAUAUUGUGUUCAGUCACCUUUUUUAUUAUAGGAAAUAUUUUUUGUUUUAUAUUCUUGUGUUUAGAUGGUUAAGCACAUAUUACUGCUAAAACCUAUUUAACAAAUAGUUGAAAUGCAGUCAAGUCCACAGAUGAAACCAAUGGUUUAUUUAUAGAAUUCAUUGUGUAUAUAUUUUUAUUUCUAUGUAUAUAUAUUUAUGCAUGUGUAUAUAUAUAUAUAUUAACAUGUUUAUGCAUACUGAUAUGUUUAUGCACAUACACUUACAUUUUCCAAAUAAGUUUUCUGUAUCUGGAUAUAUAUUCUAACUCUUGUUUUAUGAUAACCAUGUUUUGUGUUAUUUUUAUGCAGAAAGAUUCAUGAACAGGGAUAGAGAAGUAUAGGUUGAUUAGCAACAGCAUUAAAAUAUUUUAUUGUAACAUCUUUUAUUCACUUUGUUGAUGUGUGCUUGAAAACUACAUUGUUUCUUUUUGAUAUUCAUCUAUUUUAUUCUUUUAAAUCUCCACGUUUGAAAUGAAUCACACAUUAUAUAUUUAAAAGGACAUGAGCUGCAUUUUGUUUUUGUAUUUCUAGAUCAGUACCCAUGGAUUUUAGUUUUUGUCACAUCUUUCUGCUGUGAGAUACACUGGGAAAGAUUGAACUAGUCAUUUGCACAUGAUUUUUUUUUGUUUCUUUUCUUUUCUUUUUUUUUUGUAAAGAUUUCACUUAUUAGUCUUCAAAAUUUGUUAAUUCUGGAAAAUGUAUGAGGACAAUUUGUUUGAUAUUGUCAUAUUGUACUUUUGUUAAGAAUCCAUUUAAUUAGUAAGAUUAUUAAUGAUUUUUAUUUGUGGAUAAAAAUUCUGUGUACAGCAGAAUGAAUAAAUAUUGAAGCAUUAUGAUUCUAUGGUGCUAGUGAGUGUUGCCUUGGCAGACAGUGAUAUUAGGUUAGUUUCUUUUAUUUUCAUUAUGGAGCUGUAUUUCAUAAGGUUGCUAGAAGAUUGCAGUUCAAGCAUAUUUUAAUGACACUGAACUAAACCAUGUUUAUUUCUUCUAGUAUCAUAGAAGGUAUAUUUUUAUGCAUGCAUUUUUUUUUCAAUAAAGUGAUGUUUUUA